ACUCCCCUGAAGCUUGUUUGCGGUGUAGAGCAGAUAAUCGAACACCGUCAUGUUCGUGAGAGUAUCCCCUUUUAUUAUGGGUGACAUAUUAGUUUGUAGCUCCCAAGGUUUGAUCUGGACAGUUGAUUUUGUGAAAGGACCUCUUCUAAAUGAGGAUUUGUGCUACAAAGCGUUCAGACGACUGCCGUAAAUCGUGUGGAUGUCAUAGAGCCAAACAACCGACUGUCGCGCUUGUGAGUCUCACCUUUACGAUAUUGGUGAAAUAUUCGUUUGUAACUCACACGGUUUUUACAGACGAUUUGUUGUCCGGAUCCUCUCAUGUGUAGAAAAAGUAUUCUUUCACAAGCCCCAUGUUAUGGAAAAGGUGCAAACGUUAUAACGUCUGAAAGAGUGGAUUGAAUGGCAUCCAGUACAAUAAAGGGUAAAUCUCUAGCAUAAACACACAGGGAGCUAGCUAUUCACGAUUCAAAAUGACAGGGGGGAUAUAUAAAAACUAUGAUCUCACCAAAUGGACAAUAAAGAUUCUACAUCUCCUAUCCUAACACCUGAUUCCCAGACCAAACCUUGUAAUCAACAUACCACAAUAAUCCGUAUUCGACAUUUCUUUGUAAAUGAAAAGGACCUUUGAAUGGCAGGUUUGACAUUAAGAGCGUUUGAUCUAGUUUACUGGCCUCUUUACCGUAAAUGAUACUGGAGGUCUAGGCCAAUAAAAGCUUUUUUGUAAAGGAUAUAUGAAUAAAAGCAAAGCAGGUUGUCCAUGGUGGCUGUAUUAAACCAAACCUGAUUGUUUACAGUGUCUUUUUAUCCGGAACAGCAGAGGACUAAUGUGGUUACUUGUCUGGUUUUGAGCCCGUGGUAAUAGAUGUAUUUGACAGGUCGGAAAUGCCCGUAGUCCACCACGAUAGGUGCAUACCUGUCUACCCGCAGAUUGGGUUUCCUGCAUGACCCACUUAAAAGCGGCCCAUCCUCUCUGCGACGGUCUCUCUCCAUCUCUGACCGCUAAAACAGCAAUGAGGAACCCACAACCGGCCAUCCUGCUCUCAUUUCUCGCUCUGUUGUUGGUCUGGCCUGAUGUACAUUCUACAGAUGUCCUCUCCUCCACACAGCCAGCCCCAACCAGCCCUGCUUCCUCCCACUGUGAGGCAGAAACAACAGCAGACCAGGAGCAGUCCCGUCCUCACAUGGAGAAGGUGAUGAGCCAGAAAUGUGACUCCAGUGUGGAGAGCUACUGUCUCAACGGAGAAUGUCUCCUAUUGUUGGAUCUCAACGAACACCACUGCAAGUGUGAGAGGGGUUACUACGGGCCCAGGUGUGCUCACCUGGAGAUGGUGUUUCAGCCAAUGAAAGAAGAGCAUGUCAUCCUGAUGGUGGUAUGUGGGGGGCUUCUGUUUAUAGGCGUCGUUGGAGCCUUCUACUUCUUCUGCCGAUGGUACAAGAGAAAUAGAUGUCCACCGCAACAGAAACAGCAGACGUACCAGGAGGUGCAGAUGGCGUGAUGUGUGUGUUUGACAGCAGCCAUAUGUUCAAUCAUUAUGUUAUAUAAUAUACUGUAAUUCUGUUACUUAGGGCACGCAAUGGGAAAACAUUUUAAAACUGUUUUGUAAAGGAAAAUGUUUCACUCACGUUUCUUCCGUGCUGUGCCUACUGAAGACAACUCCAGCAUUUCUACUGUGUGUGUGUGUGUGUGUCUCAAACUGAAAAUGUAUUUUUGUCAGGAGUAAGUUUUGCAUGGCAGUCUCCUUCGUGUUAGAAUAGCUUACUAUCCUGUUUGGUUUGAUCCAGUUUUGGGCUAUAUUGAACUUUAUAUGCAGUAUUUUAAAUUAUACAAAUAUUAGUUUUUUUUUCUUAUUUAUGAAAUUUCUAAUAAAACUUGUCCUCUUCUUUCUA
Messenger RNA from Salmo salar (Atlantic salmon), 1887 nucleotides. The record is from RefSeq and is a predicted model, not a curated record. Lineage: Eukaryota; Metazoa; Chordata; Actinopteri; Salmoniformes; Salmonidae.